Messenger RNA from Dromiciops gliroides (monito del monte), 3409 nucleotides. It is a transcript of the gene SYT16, whose product is annotated as synaptotagmin 16. Bases 160 to 2091 code for a protein of 643 amino acids. The transcript is spliced from 7 exons. The record is from RefSeq and is a predicted model, not a curated record. NCBI's taxonomy places the organism in Eukaryota, Metazoa, Chordata, Mammalia, Microbiotheria, Microbiotheriidae.
AAGAAACUGUGUUUUGAAAAGAUAGGGGGUCUCCCGUGUUUGGAACAUCGAGGAAAGAGAAAACGUUCCAGGGGCAAGUCUGGCAUUCAUGAAGGACUGGCUCACGUAAUCACGGCAUGCCAGCAAAACUGAACCUCUGGAGUUUAUAGUCGUCAGGUUAUGGUGUUUACCAUGGCUUCUCAAGAUGCUCAAAACUUCUUCCAGCCUCUUUCUUCUUGGAUAUCACGGAUGUAUGAAGCCUUUCAGCAAGUUGGAGAUACCUUAUCUGCUUCCUUGGCUCAUUUAAGUAAGCAGAACCCUCAGGUAAAUGGUGAGCUGGAUCCAGAGUUGAAUGAUGGUGAUGUUCAAGAGAGCAAUUUGGAAGAUGGAGAAAAACAAGAGUAUGCUCAAAACCAGGAUUACAUGGACUCUCUAUUGCUUGAAACUAACCAAUUCCCUAGGGGAAGUUAUAAUACUGACCUCUGGGACCUGAAACAAAGGCCUCUUGAAGACUCUACCAUAGCAUCCCCACAAUCCUGUCCUACGUGUGACAAACCAAAGCAGCCACGUAGGCUUCCUCCUGUUCUUGAGGAAGAUUGCUGCCUUGGAAAGAUGAAUGAGAAUCUUCAACAUGGCUUUGAGAACCAAGCUUCUGGAUCUUUAGAAAACAUUAGAGGAGAAGAGCAAGUUAACAGUUAUGGAGAAGAUGAAGAGCUGUCCACAUCUUCUGACAGUGAUGAGGAAAUGAUCAAACAAUUUGAGAUCUCUGUAUCCCGCUCACAGAGCUUCCAUUCAAGAAUACCUGAGAAAAGAAUGCAAGCAAGUUCAGAGAGAAAGUCAAAAUUCAACCGUUUACUGUCCAGCCAUAAAGAGAAUAGUACAGAAGCAUCUGAAUGUGAAGAUUUAGACUUAGAUGGAUUAAGUCAACCAAGCUAUCUAGAUAAUCUCUCUAAUGGAGAAGAUGAUCACAUUUCCGUGGAUUCAAGAACAGCAUCUGAGAGUAGGGAUGUUGGAGAGCAAAGAACCGGUAAAUAUGCAACCAUCUCGACUCAUAGCCUUGGUGUGCCAGCUACAGGAAGAGGUCGGGAGAUAGAGACAUCCUUUAGCAACCCAGGCUUUGAAGAACCUUAUUCUACUGACACUUCCUCAGCCUGGAGUCCAGAGGAGCAGGAUGGAUUCAAUGUUCCUCGCUUCCCUCCCAGUGUCCGUGAGCCUAUCUCAAAGUGUGGGGACUUAGAUGUCAUCUUUGAAUAUAAUCUUUCUAGACAAAAGCUUGCAGUGACCAUCAUAAAGGCCCAGAAGAUUCCAGAUAAAGACCGAAGUGGUGCCAAUGCAUGGCAAGUACACACUGUACUGCUUCCCAGCAAAAAGCAAAGGGGUAAGACCAGUGUUCAAAGAGGGCCCAUCCCAAUCUUCAAAGAGAAAAUAUUCUUUAGUAAACUGGAGCCUGAAGAUUUGGAGAGUUAUGCAGUCCGAUUCCGUCUAUAUGCCGUACUCAAGAUGAACAGAGAGAAGAUGAUGGGAGAAAAAUUGUUUCACCUUAGCCAGUUGCGCCAAGAAGAGAAAAUGAAAGUGACUUUGGUUUUGGAGCCCAGGAGUAACAUGAGUAGUGGAGAGUCUCAGCUCAGCCUGUCUGCAGUUUCUCACAGUGAUAGUGCUUCAUCCACACAGUCUUUGUCUCAUGGAGGGGUGCCAGAGCUCUUGGUGGGGUUGUCAUAUAAUGCCACAACAGGACGAUUAUCUGUAGAAAUUAUCAAAGGCAGCCAUUUCCGAAACCUUGCUAUUAGCAGACCUCCUGAUACUUAUGGAAAGCUCUUUCUUCUCAACUCUGUGGGUCAAGAGAUGUCACGUUGUAAGACAUCCAUUAGAAGAGGACAGCCAAAUCCCAUUUACAAGGAAACAUUUGUUUUCCAGGUAGCCCUCUUUCAGCUUUCCGAUGUCACUUUGAUGAUCUCAAUUUAUAACAGACGUACUAUGAAGCGCAAAGAAAUGAUCGGAUGGAUUUCACUAGGUCAGAACAGCAGUGGAGAAGAGGAACAAGAACAUUGGAAAGAAAUGAAGGAAACCAAGGGGCAGCAGAUCUGUAGGUGGCAUACCUUAUUAGAAUCCUGAUCAUUUGAACCAAAGUUCAUCUGUCUUAUCUUCCAGAUCACUGCUGGUGCCAGAUACCAAUUCAAUACAUAAUUUAGCAGGCUUUUCUAAGACAACUUGUCUGUCUUUGAUUUGUAAAUGGAGGCAUUGAACUUUUACCUUUCAAGCUUUUUAUGCUGAGUUUCUCACCUGAGCAAUUAAUUACUAAAAGUGAGAAAUACAAGAAGAUGGAAAAAUCUCUUUAAACACUGAUGCUAUCACUGCCCUUUUGAAUUAUUUUCAUCUGAUGCACUUCAAGAUUAAAUCUGAAUCAAUUACAUAUAAUUCUGUAUAUUUUGUCUAUGUUGAUGCUGCAACCUAAGCUCUCUUUUAUGAUCCUAUUUCCAAACUCUAGAGCAGCUUACACUCAGUAGGGGCUCAAUAAAUACUUUUACUUUUGAUUGAAUUGCUUCUUGAAAAUGUCUAUUUGCCAAGGUUUUUGAAUGAAUUAUAUUUUCAGGUAGCAUGGGCAGGCUCUAAAAUAUUUCUGCAAACAUUUUUGAAGUGCCUAUGAUUAUCAUCAUCCAGCUGAAUUUGCAUCGAUAACUUUUACUGAGCAUAAAUACCUAGAUUUUGUGAUAGGCAUGUAACCUGGACUGCAGACUGUUUCAUCAGAUUAUCAGCAUGAAUGUUGGUUAAAGGCUAUUUUAAAUAUUUUCUUAGCGCAUGUUUAUGUUCUGUCAUGUCUAAGGUUUUGAUUCCUAUGGCUUUAAAUUGACAAAAGGAAAAAAAAGCUAUGUGCAUGUACCUAAAUUGUAAUUAUAACAACUGUUUCAUUUGUCUCCAGAGUGAUAUCUGGUGAAGUCUUGAGCUACUAAAAAUGAAAAGAAAAUACUUUUUUUAGUUUCAUAUAGAACCACAUAUUGAAAGAAAUAUGAUAUCUAGUACAGGUAUUUCAUCAAUGACAAAAGAUGAAACUGAGACAAGAGAGGUCUCCAAGGUCACAUAGAUAAUAAAUAGCAAGAGCUAAGGGGAGGACCCAGGCAUUCUGAUUCCAAAUCUACCAUUCUUUUGCAUCACAGUUUCCUUAGUUGUAAGAGGAAGUUAAAAAAAAAGAAAGGAGAGCACAUUAAAUUAUUAUUGUGUGUCAUGGAUCUUCCGAUGAUGCCCAGGUCAGGUAUGAGGUAACUCUACUAUGAAUUUUUGCAACCAAUCUCUGCCAUAUAGAACACUAUAUAGCUAUUAGUGAAGUUGUCUGACAUUUGAAAAUUAGUGCCGAAACAGGCACUGGGCAGCCAGGUGGCACAGUGGAUAGAGUGCUGGGCAUGGAGUCAGUAAGACUCUUCUUCCUGAGCUCAAA